Molecule: messenger RNA, 879 nt
Organism: Perca fluviatilis (European perch)
Lineage: Eukaryota; Metazoa; Chordata; Actinopteri; Perciformes; Percidae
Product: type-2 ice-structuring protein-like
Exons: 7
Coding region: 119-652 (177 amino acids)
Molecular function (GO): signaling receptor activity
Source: RefSeq, a predicted model, not a curated record
UAUAAGAGCUGGUGUUUCUCUUGUUCAUCACCUCCACACAGGAACACUGAAGCUGACACUGAGAAGAAAGAAGAUAAUCCUAGAGAAGAUCAUUUUUACCAUUUGCAUCAUCUCAACCAUGAAGGUGCUGAUUGUGUCUCUACUGGUCUGUGCCCUGAUGGCUCUGACCAGAGCUGCUGCUGUUCCAGAAGCAGAGCCGGGUCAGAAGAUAGAACUACUCGUUCAGGAAGAGAAAAGUCACAUUGUCAAGAGGUCUUCAUCUUGUCCAAGUGGUUGGACUCGCUACAACGGUCGCUGUUUCCUCUACGUUCCAACAGCCAUGACUUGGGCGGAUGCUGAGAAAAACUGUCUGUACCACGGUGGAAACCUCGCAUCAGUGCACAGCUUCGAUGAGCAUCACGUGAUUCAGAGUAUGAUACUGCGGAUCACUCAUAUGUAUCCCCUCGCAUGGCUUGGAGGCUCCGAUGCACAACAGGAGGGUUCCUGGUUCUGGAGUGAUGGUACACCUUUUAGGUUCAACUUCUGGUCUCCAGGACAGCCUGAUAAUCGAGCGAAUGCACACUGUCUGUUGAUGAACUUUGGAGAUCAGAAGAAAUUUGACGAUCAGCCCUGCAAUUACCGCAUGCCGUUCGUCUGUGCUAAAAGGCAAUAACAUGUCUUAGGAUAACAGAGAAACAUGCAUUACCCAUCACAACCACAGGAGUUGUAGUUCUGUGUCUUUAUCAUCUGUAGCCUUUUGAAUCUAGUAAUCCAUACUUUUUCCCUGCUUUUUUCAUUGCUUAAAGAAUGUAGCCUUUUAGGCAUUUCAUUCUGAAGACUUAACUGUUUUUUCUUGUCUGAAACACAAUUAAAAGGCUCAAGCAUUGAAAAAAGACGGUC